Molecule: messenger RNA, 1976 nt
Organism: Syzygium oleosum
Lineage: Eukaryota; Viridiplantae; Streptophyta; Magnoliopsida; Myrtales; Myrtaceae
Product: lysine histidine transporter-like 8
Exons: 5
Coding region: 116-1654 (512 amino acids)
Cellular component (GO): plasma membrane
Source: RefSeq, a predicted model, not a curated record
AUCCUCUCCUUCCUAUAAGUAUUGCAAGAACUGGGGAAGAAAAGAUGCAUACGAUAAUCACUAUAUAGAGAGAAAAGGCUAUUUGGAAAGAGCUCAGCACUGAUUGCCGGAUUCUAUGGCGGCGACCGUGGAGACCCCGGCGAUCUCGGCACCGCCCUUUCAGCUACACAGCUCCCCCUCAAUGGCCCAUUCGCCACUCAUCAGGUCUGCACCGAAGACACCCGCGAGGAGCCCUUUCGCAGCCCGGCUCAUGAUGACGCCCCUGGCAAGCCCCGUGAAGAAGGCCAUGGCGAGCGUGCAAGGGUACUUGGAAGAGGUCGGGCACUUCACCAAGCUCGACCCGCAGGACGACUGGCUCCCCAUCACGGAGUCCAGGAACGGCAACGUGUACUACUCGGCGUUCCACACGCUGAGCUCGGGGAUCGGCGUCCAAGCCCUCGUUCUUCCCUUGGCCUUCUCCGUGCUCGGUUGGACUUGGGGAACUGUCUGUCUGUCUGCGGUGUUCAUGUGGCAGCUCUACACGCUCUGGUUGCUGGUUCAGCUUCACGAGUGCGAGGACGGGACACGCUACAGCAGAUACCUCCGACUUUCCAUGGCAGCUUUCGGUGAAAAGAAGGGGAAGCUACUGGCCCUCUUCCCAAUAAUGUAUCUCUCGGGGGGCACCUGCGUGGCCCUGAUCAUGAUCGGUGGCGGGACCAUGAAGAUAAUCUUCGAGAUCCUAUGUGGCGGCGCGUGCGGCAUCAACCCGCCGUCCACCGUGGAGUGGUACCUUGUGUUCAUCUGCUGCGCCAUAAUACUGGCCCAGCUACCCAACCUGAACUCGAUAGCUGGAGUCUCGCUGAUCGGGGCGGUCACGGCUAUCGGGUACUGCACCUUGAUCUGGGCGCUGUCCAUCACCAAGAGCCGGCCUGCAGGCAUCUCCUACGAGCCGCUGAAGACGGGGUCGGAGCUGGCUAGGGUUUGUGGCGUCCUGAACGCGAUCGGUAUAGUAGCUUUCGCGUUCAGAGGCCACAAUGUCGUGCUGGAGAUCCAGGGGACUAUGCCUUCAAGUAGACAAAAGCCAUCUCGGCAGCCCAUGUGGAAAGGGGUCAAAUAUGCAUACCUGGCAAUAGCAAUGUGUCUGUUUCCCCUAGCAAUUGGUGGCUAUUGGGCCUACGGAAACUCGAUCCCUGCAAAUGAAGGCAUCCUCAAUGCUCUGUACAAGUACCACCUUCGCGACACGUCCAAGGUCAUCCUUGUCUUAGCGAGCCUGCUCAUCGUGAUCAACAGCCUGAGCUCGUUCCAGAUAUACGCGAUGCCGGUGUUCGACAACCUAGAAUCUAGGUAUACCUGCAGCAAGCGCAAACCAUGUCCUCGGUGGCUGCGCACGUGCAUCCGCAUCUUCUUCGGAUGCCUGGCUUUCUUCAUAUCGAUCGCGUUGCCCUUCUUGCCGAGCCUGGCUGGACUGAUAGGAGGAAUCGCGUUGCCCAUAACCUUGGCAUACCCGUGCCUGAUGUGGAUUCUAAUAAAGAAACCCGCUAAAUACAGCGUGAUGUGGUGUAUAAACGGAGUUCUGGGGGUGUCGGGGAUGGUGCUCAGUGUUCUCAUAGUUGGGGCAGCCAUUUGGAGCAUAGUGACAAUAGGAAUAGAAGUCCACUUCUUCAAGCCGGAAUAGAAUUUUAACUGCAAGGUGGUACUCAUAUAGUGUAGAAACUACAUAAUGUGGAACCGUCGGGCCGUCGACUUGAUGAAGGAAAGCACAAGUAGCAAUGAAGAGGUAAUCUCCUAAGCUAGUGCAUGCAGAAGUCUACGCAGAACCUUUCGACAUAACCAUUGUCCAUAAGAUAAUUACUAUUCGGUAACCACGACUAGCGACUGAUCAUGUGUGGGAGCUGCAAGGGCAGCAGCAGAGUAAGCACGAGGAACAAAAGUACUGUAUGAUGUUGUGUAACUUGUGUUCAUCCUUGUACAAAAUUUAUGUGGUACUUUCAGCGAGA